CAUCCUAUAGAUUGUCUCAGAGGGUGCAAAGGUCUGCUCCAAUCCCUUUCCUCCAUUUACCAAGCACCUGUGGGUGAGAGAGAGCCUUGGUUCUGCCCUCAGAGAGCUUUCCCUCUGGCUCAGCUACUCACAACACCAAGCUCCAAGCGGGUGCAAGGCUUCGUGGAAGAACUGGAAAGCCACCCUGACAGUUCACACCCUACUGGUGGCUGGACAGACUGGCGAGCCAGGAGUCGCCUCAAAACCAGGGGUACGGGGGAAGGGGGUUGGGAGGGAUGAAGCAUCUGUGGCCCGCACACCACAAGCUCAUCCCCGUCUCCCUCCCCUGAAGCAGAGGCUCCAGGCAAAGCGUGACCCGGGAGGUUGGUGAGCUCCCUGGUGUCCCCGGAAGAGAGGCGGUGUCCGGUCAGCAGCAGCCUCGCGCUCUGCCUUGAGCUCCCUGACCAGCUCCUUUGCGCAUCUUGUCAGGAUCCCGGGUCCGGGUUCAGCCACGCCUCCGCCUCCGUCUCCCAGCUUGCGGCCUAGCUGGAGCUCCCAGGGGCAGGACCGAGCAAAGGUCCAGGCCCGCCCUGCUGCUCUCCCUGUGUGUCCCGGGAGCGCGCGCCUGCAAGACCCGAGCGCGUGCAGGACCGAGCGGCGGCGCGCGGGUAAUCUCAACCCAACAAGAUGUUUGCCAAAGCAACUCGGAACUUCCUUAAAGAAGUUGAUGAUGGAGGAGAACUGAUCUCAGUCUCACACUUGAAUGACUCUGACAAACUGCAACUUCUAAGUCUGGUGACCAAAAAGAAGAGAUACUGGUGCUGGCAGAGACCCAAGUACCAGUUUUUAUCUGUCACCUUGGGAGAUGUUCUCACCAAAGGGCACAGUCUCAGUCCAGUGGUCGUGGAGUCAGACUUCGUGAAAUACGAAAGCAAGUUUGAGAACCAUAAGAGUGGAAACAUCGGGACGGUUGUGGGGAAGAUGAAGUUGAACGUUGGGGGCAAAGGUCUGGUGGAGAGUUGCUCUUCGUUUGGGACCCUGAGGAAGCAGGAGGUGGAUGUGCAGCAGCUCAUCCAGGACGCGGCCGGGAGAUCAGUUAACCUGGACAACCCAGUGCUUCAGCAGGUGCUAGAGCGGAAGCACGAGGUCCUGUGCGUGCUGACGCAGAAGAUCGUGACCACGCGGAAGUGUGUGAUCUCUGAGCAUGUGCAGACGGAGGAGAAGUGUGGAGGCAUGGUGGGGAUCCAGACCAAGACGGUGCAGGUGUCAGCGAUGGAGGACGGGACCAUCCUCAAGGACACCAACGUGGUGCUGGAGAUCCCCGCUGGCACCACCAUUGCCUGUGGCAUCAUGGAGCUGUAUGUGAAACAGGACGGCCAGUUUGAAUUCUGCCUCCUCCAAGGGAAGCAUGGUGGCUUCGAGCACGAGAAGAAAGCUGACUCUGUCUACCUGGACCCCCAGGCGUACAGAGAGUUCGCGUUCCUGGACAUGCUGGACGGGGUCCAAGGGCGCUCUCUGCAGGAUGGGUCACUGCAUGUCUUAAAACAAGCAAACAUGCACCUAGAGAGGAGCUUCCGCCCCUUUGCGGUGUUACCUGAACAGCAGCAGAGGGCGCUCUUCCGCCUCCUGCAGACAGUCCUGUUUGAUGAGGAGCUGCUCGUGGCCCUGGAACAAGUGUGUGAUGACAUGGCUGGUGGCCUCUGGUCCUCGCAGACUACAUUGGCAAUGGAGGAGUUGACUGGCAGUCAGCAGCAGGACCUCACGGGCUUUCUACAGUUGGUGGGGUGCAAGGUCCAGGGGGAGCAUCCUGGCCCGAAGGAUGAGAUCAGCAACCAGAAGCUCUUUGCAACAGCCUACUUCCUGGUCAGCGCACUAGCAGAAAUGCCAGAUAAUGCCACAGUUCUCCUGGGGACUUGCUGUAAACUCCAUGUUAUUCCUAUGCUGUGCCACUUGCUUCACGCUCUGUCUGGUGACCAAGCAUGUAAUUUUGAAGACCCCACCCUGGCUCCUCUGAGAGACACAGAGCGGUUUGGGAUUGUGCAGCGGUUGUUUGCUUCUGCUGACAUCGCCCUGGAGAGGAUGCAGUUUUCUGUGAAAGCCACCAUGCUGAAGGACUCUUGCAUCUUCCCACUAAUUCUUCACAUCACUCUAAGUGGGCUCUGCACUCUCAGCAAUGAGCAUGAAUAAAGUCAGUGUUAGAAGUACAUGAUUUUGGCUAGGACUAUGUACUUCUCAGAAUUGAGAAAAUAUUUGGGAUUUGGGGCCCAAGCGGGUUACAAGUCUGUCAAUGAAUCCCACAGCACAGUAAGAGCGGAGACUGUGAAUGCCUGCAGACACUGAUUUCUUUUCAUCACAGCGCGACUGUGCCAAUACACACCAGACCACGGCAACUUUGGCAGAUUUCAACACCCGAGUUACUAGAAAAGAAUCAUGUGCUCUGUUCCAUUCACUUCUGAUACACAAAACCAGAAGAGCCCGAAACUUUACUUCAAAAUUCAUCUUAAGGUGUGGAUGCUAAGGAUAGCUAUUUUUUCUUCACAACUUUCACAAGUUAUACAUUAAUGACUGGGAAACUAUAAAUGCCACUUAAGUAUAUGAAACAAUUAAGAAAUCUAAUGUCACUCACCUCAACAUGGGGAUUUAGACAUAUCCCUAUUAUUUGACUUUGUUAUGCUUUGAUGAACAUACUAUGUCUGCAACAAUUCUAGUGAGUCCUGGGAAUUUGACACGUUGCAAUUUCUAUCAAAGGUAAUUCUGAACUACGUACAGUUGGCUGUUUAAUCAGUUCUGAUGCCAUUCUGCGACAGCAGGCUUGGACAAUCUCCCCAAGCCUCCUGAUUUUACUGACAACAUCUGUUGCUGUUGGUCAGACCAGAUGCCCCUGGGCAGUGGUGGUGGUGGUGGUGGCAGUGGCAGCAAGAUGCAUGUUAGCCUGUAGGUUUAACCUUCACCCUCGUGUCCCCCUCAGAUUAUAAGGAAGAGUAACGAUGACAAAAUAAAUAACGGCUAUUAAGAAUGAGAUUCAACAUUAUGCAGCUGCCUCUUUCAGGGGUUUUAAAGUUACCAGCAGCACUGCUCAGAAAUAAACUGACUAGAAGUGAAGACGGAAAAUACAAACACGUGUACUUGUGUUAAGUUGGUGGUGCCUUGUCUCUUUCUGGCAUUGGCCAUGAAGAGGAGGCUGUGAACAGAACAUAUAUGAAUCUCCAGGUGUGGGUGGGAAUGCAUGGAGUUGAGGAGAAGCCAGCAAUGGCUUACAACAGUUGAGGGACUUUGAGCCUGGCACAGAAGACAGAAAGUGCAGCUCCUCACCUUUGCAUUCUGCUUAGAAUUUCCUAUUAUCCUUCUAAUUAAAAAAAAAAAAAAAAAAACAAAACACCCUGAAAAUAAGAUGGGUCAUUAAAGGUUUUUUUUUUUUUUUUUUUUUUUUCAUUUUAUGUGCAUAAGUGUGAAGGUGUCAGAUCUCUUGGAAUUGGGCAUCAUCACAGGCUUGUGAGCUGUCAUGUGGGUGCUGAGAAUUGAACCUAGGUCCUUUGGAAGAGCCGGCAUUGCUCUUAACCACUGAGCCAUCUCUCCAGUCCUCAUUCAUGAUGGGUCAUUUUAAGAUAGAAAGUGACCAUAAAAGUGACUGGGAGAGACCGUUCAGUGGGUAAAUGCUUUAUAAAACAAACAAAUAUAAAAGGGGCAGCAGGGACCGUUCAGUGAGGAAGUGCUUACUGUGCAAGUACGAAAACCUGAGCUUGCACCUCUAGCAACCACGUAGAAUGCCAGGCAUUAUGUUUACACCUGUACUACCAGCACUGGAAGGCAGAGACAGAGACAGGAAGAUAUCUGGGCUUGGCUUGCCAGACUAGCCAAUCAGAGGGCUUCAGUUCCAGCCAGGAAACCUGUCUGGAAACAAAACAAACCUGGAAAGCAACAGAGGAAGGUAUCUCUACCCUCUACGUGCAUAUAUGAACACGUGGGCACUCUUUUGGAGACACCAGAAAGACUCUGAAGUACCAUGUUCCUAAAUGUGAGUUAUGGAAUCCUAGAAAUCAGCAUGGGAGAGCUGCAAGGAGCCCUUCUGGAAAGGCUGCCUGUGCACAAAGCCAAUUUUGGUGAUUUCCUGCUUUUUUCCUGCAGGCCCAGUAUAAAAUGCAGGUCACAACAAGUGCUUGAUGAAACACGUGGUUCUCUUUCCUACACAGACAGCAAGUGGCCAUAGUGAUUCAGUGUCUAAACAGCGUCUUUGUUUCUUGAUCCUGAAUCUUCUCAACUCUGAAACCCUUUUCUACGAAAGCCACCAAUGUGCAUCAGCCAGAAUAGAAACAAAAGCAUAGAGAAGAAUCUUGCUGAAAAGUAGAGGCAUGAAAAUUUAUUUAGGUGGGAAAAAUUAUGUCAGGGACUUUAAAAAAAUCAUUUAAAUUAAAGCUAAUUGCAAUAAUUUUAAACAUAUAUGGAAAUUUGUUAAAAGACUUAUAGUUUCUGAAAAAUCAGUCCUUACUGUAUUUCUUCAUUUUUCUUUUAUUAAUUACAAUUUUUUCACUUUGUAUCCCGGCUGUGGCCCCCUCUCCUCUUCCCCCCUUAUGUCCCUCCCCAAGUCAGGAGAGGUCCUCCUCCUCUACUAUCUGACCCUAGCCUAUCAGGUCUCAUCAGGACUGUCCGGAACCUUUUUCUCUGUGACCUAGUAAGGCUACCUGGCCAGGAGGAGGUGAUUAAAGAGCAGGCAACCAAGUUCACGCCAGUGACAGCGCCUGUUCCCUUUACUAGGAAACCCACAUGGAGACUGUGCUGCCCAAGGGUUACAUCUGAGUAGGGAAUCCUAGGUCCUCUCAAUGCAUGGCCCUUGGUCGAUUCAUCAGUCUCUGCAGGACCCCUUAGGCCCAGAUUUCUAGCUCUGUUGGUUUCCUUGUGGAGCUCCUGUCCCUUCCAGGUCUGUCUGCCUUUUCUUAAGAUUCCCUGCUCUCUGCCCAAAGUUUGGCUAUAAGUUGCAGCAUCUGCUUCAAUAACCUACUGGGUAGAGUCUGUCAAAGGUCCUCUGUGGAAGGCUCCUGUCCUGUUCUCCUUCUGAUGUCUAUCCUGUUUGCCCUUCUGAGUGAGGAUUAAGCAUCUUUCCUAGGGUCCUCAUUGUUUCGCUUCUUUAGGACUAUAGAUUUUAGUAUGUUUAUCCUGUUAAAUGGCUAAUAUCUACUUAUAAGUUGAGUAUAUACCAUGUGUGUCUUUCUGCUCCUGGGUUACCUCAGGAUAAUAUUUUCUAGUUCCAUCCAUUUGUCUGCAAAUUUCAUGAUUUCCUUGUUUUUAAUUGCUGAGUAGUAUUCCAUUGUGUGAAUGUACCACAAUUUCUUUAUCCAUUACUCCAUUGAGGAAUAUCUAGGUUGUUUUCAGAUUCUGGCUAUUAUGAAUAAAGCUGGUAUGAACAUGACUGAGCAAGUGUCUUUGCUGUAUACUUGAGCAUCUUUUGGGUAUACACCUAGGAGUGGUAUAGCUGAUCUUGAGGUAGCACUAUUGUCUGAGAAAGCGCCAGAUUGAUUUCCAAAAUGGUUGUGCAAGUAUACCUUCCUACCAGCAAUGGAGGAGGGUCCCCCUUUCUCCACAUCCUCUCUAGCAUGUGUUCUCACUUGAGUUCUUAAUCUUGGCCAUUCUGAUGGGUGUAAGGUGAAUCUCAGAGUUGUUUUGAUUUGCAUUUCCUGAUGACUAAGGACGUUGAACACUUAAGUGUUUCUCUGCCAUUCAAUAUUCCUCUGUUGAGAAUUCUCUGCUUAGUUCUGUACCCCAUUUUUUAAAUUGAUUUACUUGAUUUGUUGCUAUUUAACCUCUUCAGUUCUUUUUAUAUUCUGGAUAUUAACACUGUCAGAUAUAGGGUUGGUGAAGAUCCUUUCCCAAUCUGUAGGUAGUCGUUUUGUUCUGACGACAGUGUCCUUUGCUCUACAGAAGGUUUCCAGUUUCAUUAGGUCCAUUUAUUGAUCAUUGAUCUUAAAGCCUGUGCUGUUGGUGUUCUGUUCAAAAAGUUGUCUCCUGUGUUCAAGGCUCUUCCCCACUCUUUCUUCUAACAGGUUUAGUGUGUCUGGUUUUAUGUUGAGGUCUUUGAUCCACUUACUGUAUUACAGGAAAUAAAUGCACACAAGGACAGCAGCAAUGUUCCUCUUUGCAGAAACUAGUAAUGCAGAUACUUAGAAAGCAGGGAUGCUUAAUUUUUAUCUUUAAACCUUUUUGUUAGAAAUACAGGCCAGCUAGUUGUCUUCAAUUGAAAAGUCGUUAUGGUCACUUCAGAGGGUGGGAUUUAAAAAAGAAUGUGUUUCUGUUAGGUCCGAACAGGAGGAAAAUAUGCAAAAAUGAACUUGGGGUUCUGUUAAAAUUUCCAUCAAAUGCUCUUUGUGGGCUCUGACAACUCAAAAUAACUUGCUGAACACUUGUGCUAAUUUUAUGUCAACCUGACACAGGCUAAUUUUCUUAGAGGAGGGAGCCCCAAUUAAGAAAAUGCUUCCAGAAGAUGGGCUGUAGGCAAGCCUUUAGGACAUUUUAAUUAUUGAUUGGUGGGGGAGAACCCAGCCUGUUGUGGUUGGUACCAUCCCUGGGCUGGUGGGCCUGGAUUUUAUUACAAAAAAAGAAAAAAAAAAAAAAAAAGGGAGGCUGAGCAAGCAGCACCCCUCCAUGGCCUCUGCAUCAGUUCCUGCCUUCAGGUUCCUGUCCUGUUUGAGUUCUUAUCCUGACUUCCUUUGGUGAUGGGCUGUGAUGUGGAAAUGUAAGUUAAAUCAACUCUUUCAUCACCAAGUUGCUUUGGUGAUGGCAUUCAUCACAGCAAUAGCAAUCAUAACUAAGAUAACACUAUUGCUCAUUCUUCUGCAAGCAUCACUUAAGAAAAAAUAUAUCAGAGUUACGGAAGAAACAGAAACCAUCAUCAGUUCUUUUAAGAUGACAUUCAGCAAAAUUUGCAUUUUGUGUUCAAUGUGUAUGAGCUACUGGUGUAGGGGAACUAUGGAGUAACAACAUUAAUGCUAUGAAGGACUUACUAAUAACCUUGCUUAGUAGAU
Molecule: messenger RNA, 6992 nt
Organism: Meriones unguiculatus (Mongolian gerbil)
Lineage: Eukaryota; Metazoa; Chordata; Mammalia; Rodentia; Muridae
Gene: Gsdme
Product: gasdermin E
Exons: 10
Coding region: 667-2166 (499 amino acids)
Biological process (GO): programmed cell death
Cellular component (GO): cytoplasm
Source: RefSeq, a predicted model, not a curated record